GGGUUGGAGUUUUGGGUUUGUGUCCAAGGGAAAUACCUUAGGUUUAGUAUCGAAGAGUUUGCGUUGGUCACGGGGUUAGAUUGUCAUGUUGAUUCUGAUUUUUAUCAGUUUAAGCAAGAUGAUAAUGAAUUGGUCAAAUCUUGUUUUAAGGGGUACAAAAAAAUUACCAAGGGUGCUAUUCAGACUGCUUUUAUUGCUGACAAUCUUAAGGAUAACGACGAUCUUGCAGUCAAGUUGGCUGUAUUGUAUUUUGUGCAGUGUUAUUUGUUAGGUGGUCCCCCGGGUAAAGUUGUUUCGUCUGAGGAAAUAGAUGUUGUGGAUAGUGGUCGAUAUAAUGAAUUUGGGUGGGGCAAGCAUUGUUUUGAUAUCACUAUGCAUUCUUUGAAGGGUAAGAUAGAUUCUGGUUAUAAGAGGGUAGUUCGUAGUGACGAGGAUGGUGGGUAUUACAGGUUAUUGGGUUUUCCUUUGGCUAUUCAAUUCUGGUUUUUCGAGUGUUGCCCGUAUGUUAUUGGGAAACUAUCCUUGUACUCAAAUGUUGGCAUUCCAAGGAUUUUGAAUUGGCCUAAAUUACCCAAGGACAAGGAGGGUAUGGUGAAAAUGGAUGUCAUGAACACCCUCAUUUUCGAUCGGUCUUUGAAAGAGUUAAAAUUAAGAAACCUCACUCCAACUUCCGUUGAGAGAUUGAGUUUGAGCCUCACUGAUUUUUUCUCUGGUGAGACUACUCCCGAGGCUGUGAAAUUCAAAAUUAAAGGUGGUUCCAAGCCUGCUGGUCAACCUGGCUUGAUGGGUUCUUCUUCAUCAACUGCUCAUGAGAAUGUCUCCCGAGUUGAGUUUGAGGAAUUUAAAAAGUGUUUAUCUGUUGUUGUCAGCCAGCAAGGGAUUCUUAUGAAAUCUGUUGCUGAGAUGAACAAGAAGCUGGACAUUCUUAUUGAGUCAUCCCAAGGUGGUCCCACUCACAAUGGAUCUCAGUCUGAAGAUGCUCUUCGUACUUCAGAAAAUGAGGAUGAUGAAGAUUCCACUUCGGAGGAAGACGAGGAUGAUAAAUUCGACGAUGACAAAGGAGAUGAUCAUCAUGACGAUGAAACUGAUGAUGAUGAUGAUGAUCUGGGUGGAGAUGGUGUUGGUGCUGGUCAGGAUGAGGCUCACACGGGCGAUGUUCGUAACGAUGAGGGUGUUGUUGUCCCCGCGGUUGUUUCGAGGGAUGAUGAUACCGGCAAGGUCGAUGAUGCCAAGAAUUCUGACCCUGUGGAACCUAUUGCAGAGAUCAAACAGCCUGAUCAGUCUCAAGGUGGGGAGGAGAACAUUGAUGUUGAUGCAACAAUUGCAUCUGCUGUUAAAGCUGUGGAGAAUUUGGUUUUCUUUUUAUUUAUCCUUUCUCUUUUUUAG
Messenger RNA from Cannabis sativa, 1386 nucleotides. RefSeq names its product nonsense-mediated mRNA decay protein 2-like. The record is from RefSeq and is a predicted model, not a curated record. NCBI's taxonomy places the organism in Eukaryota, Viridiplantae, Streptophyta, Magnoliopsida, Rosales, Cannabaceae. The transcript has 5 exons. Bases 373 to 1386 code for a protein of 337 amino acids.